This is a messenger RNA of Galleria mellonella (greater wax moth), 2297 nucleotides long. Its product is annotated as exonuclease GOR-like. The transcript has a single exon. The record is from RefSeq and is a predicted model, not a curated record. Gene Ontology annotation, molecular function: exonuclease activity; nucleic acid binding. The coding region runs from base 111 to 1283 and encodes 390 amino acids. Gene Ontology annotation, cellular component: nucleus. Lineage: Eukaryota; Metazoa; Arthropoda; Insecta; Lepidoptera; Pyralidae.
CCCUAGCAAAGCGCAUUAGUACAGCGACUGCUCGCCCGACUGCACGUAUCAGUCGGCUCCAGCUCCGUAUUAAUUGUUUAAUCCAUGUGUAUACCAGCCAGAGGAGAAACAUGUAUUACUAUAUGGAAUUUAAUGAUCGGUUUAAUCAAGAGACCGUCACGACGGUGGAUUCUGCCAGCAUCGCAGCACACCUGCACGAGCCGCGUGAACUACACUUUCCCCCGUUCGCGCCGUCGACGCCGCAGAGAAUCUCUUCGGAAGACCUAGCAGAGGCUCUUCGCCCUCACCUUCUGCCACCAGAGCGGAUGUGGGCAUUAGGAUAUCCCCUGGAAAUAGAGCCAGACUCAUUGAAGGCAGUGUUCUACAUAAAUCCGCCGCUUCGAUCGCGACCCCUACCGUAUACCGUAUCGACGUGGGACGUUAACGCUCCGGAGUUCGUGCCAAGCGAUUCAUAUGGUGACAGCGGGCAAGGUUCGUGGGGCUCAACUUCACGGUCCGACAGUGAAGAAGAAACCGAUGCCGUGGAUGUACAUUUGUGUGUGCGUUGCAAUAACGUAUAUGAAGUGACUCGCGAAGGCGAUUAUUUAAAAAAGGAGUCGUGUAUGUACCACUGGGGCCGUCUCAUGGGAGACAGGUAUACAUGUUGUGAGGCGGUGUUCGGUACCAGAGGUUGCACACUAGCAUGCUUCCACGUAUGGAGUGGUACACGACCGGGUAUGAACGGGCCUUUUGAGGGAUAUGUACGAGCGCGUUCACCACGCGGAGGAGUAUAUGCGCUCGACACAGAAAUGUGUUAUACAACGGCAGGAUUGGAACUAACGAGUAUUGCCGUUAUAGCACCAGAUGGCCGACUAGUAUAUAAAGCAUAUGUUAAACCAGAGUCGCCUGUUGUUGACCACAAUACCCGGUUCUCAGGCAUCAGGCCGCGCGACUUGGGUCGCGCGACCAAGACUUUAAGAGAUGUGCAGAACGACAUACUAGGAUUCGUUGGAACCGAUACGAUACUGAUUGGCCACGCUUUAGAUAACGACCUCAGAGCGUUGAAAUUAUUACAUAGUGCAGUACUGGACACAUGUGUAUUAUACCCUCACGCCAAAGGCUUCCCAUUAAAGCGAUCGUUACGUGAUCUUUCUAAGGAAUUCCUUGGAAGAAUCAUACAGCAUGACAUCGCAGGUCAUUCGCCUUUAGAAGAUGCUCGGGCAGCUAUGGACUUGGUUCUUCUUAAAGUGCACGAGGAGAGAGAGAACCAUGCGCUCGAAUGGAAUCAAUCGCACGUUUUGUAACCGAAUGAUCAACCAGUCAGUGCCGCGUAAAUUAUAUAGUGAUAAUUUGAAACAAUUGUUCUAUAAACUAUGAUUUACUACUAUGUUAUGUUGUAUAGAGUGAAACGAUAUUUUUGUGACUAUAACGUUGACGGAGAGCGCGUACUGAAUAGUAUGUGCUUUCGGAUUGCAUUCAGGCAAUAAACGUGUUAUUUUUUUAUUUUUUUUUUUUUUAAUUUAUUUAAUCCUCCUAUCCAACCCAAAUUGUUUUAUAAUUAUUGGUUAGGGAUCAGCCAGGGAGCCUUGUUCUAAAGAAAGGGCAGCGUUAUAAUUAUAAAUGUACACUAACUAAUAUUAUAAAAAGGAAAGAUUUGUGUUUUUGUGUGUAUGUAUGUUUGUAAUGAAUAAACUCAAAAACUACUAUGCCGAUUUCAAAAAUUCUUUCACGAUUAGAAAGCUACAUUCACGCUGAGUAACAUAGGCUAUAUUUAUUGCUAGAAAAUAUUAGGGAUGCUUACUAAAACUUUAGUAACGUAACUCAAGGUGUAAAAAACAAUGCUAUAAAAUAUCUUUCGUCGCAUGCGCUGCGGAAACUAUUGGUGAUAGAACAAAAGUAUGUUCUGCAAUAUUAAAGAAAAUAUCGAUAAACAGAGUGUCCGGUAAUGAAUGGAUAACCUUGAAACGUUUUAUAGUUCAACUUAUGGCCGUUCCAAGAAAUUCGAAACAAAAUAUAAGUAGUACCUUUGUUAUCUAUAUUUUAAAGAAAGUAAAUUUAUUUUACUAUGACCAUGAAAUGAAUGAAUUCUAUUGGUCUUUUGUUGUUUUAUUAUUAUACACUAACUGUAGUGAUAGAUAGAAAGUGAAUAGUAGGACUAGCUUGCAGUUUUUUUUUAAUACGCAAACUAAUUUUUUUUUUGAUGGGUGAAAAUGGUAUGGUAACCCCGCCUGCGCUAACGGGAUACGCUGGCGGAGCAUCAGUGAAGAUGAUAAAUUCAUCAGGAAUUAACCAUAAUAGUUUCCAGGGGGAACCGCGAG